AUGGCCCGCGUUCCAUUUAUUGGACGACUUUUCUGGUUUGAAUACCUUACUUUGUUCGGGUCGUUGAUUCUGGUGCUUCUGGAAUGGAUCAUUCAUAUCAUUACCUUCUGUCUUCCUGAGCUAAUCAUCAACUUUUGCUAUGAGCGGUCGAAGACUAUCUUCAACUUGGUCAUAACCCCUGAGAGACCAGAGAAGCAGGGGAGGAGGAAACGGCGUGCAAGUGCCGUUGCCCACGCCUCUGAUUUCGCGGAAAUAUGCUCCAUUUAUGGUUAUGAGGCGGAGGAGCACAUCGUUCAAACUGGAGACGGAUAUCUGCUGGGUCUCCACCGACUACCGCAUCGCAAAGGCGAGGAGUCUCAAACUGUCAACCAAGGCGAAGGGAGCACAAAGAAGAAAGUCGUAUAUCUCCACCAUGGCUUGAUGAUGUGCAGCGAGGUUUGGGUCUGCUUGACUGAUGAGGAGCGCUGUCUUCCUUUUCAGUUAGUGGAAAGAGGGUACGACGUCUGGUUGGGAAACAACCGGGGGAAUAAAUAUUCCAAGAAGUCUACCAGACAUUCUCCGCUAUCAAACGAAUUCUGGGACUUUUCCAUUGACCAGUUCGCUUUUCACGAUAUUCCGGACAGCAUCAAUUACAUUCUUGAUCUGACAGGGCAGCCCUCUUUGUCAUAUAUCGGCUUUUCUCAGGGAACGGCUCAAGCCUUCGCAACUCUUUCGAUUCACCCCCAGUUGAACCAGAAAAUUGACGUCUUCGUUGCCCUUGCACCUGCAAUGGCCCCCGCGCGCAUCUCCAAUCCUGUCGUUGAUUCCCUUAUGAAAGCUUCGCCAAACUUCCUGUUUUUACUCUUCGGCCGACGCAGUAUUCUUAGCUCAACCACAAUGUGGCAGACCAUCCUUUACCCGCCAAUAUUCAUGCGGAUUAUUGACACGUCGCUCUCCUUCCUCUUCAAUUGGAAGUGCAAGAAUAUCAGCCAUGAUCAAAAGUUGGCAGGUUAUCUCCACCUCUUCUCAUUCACUAGUACCAAGUCUGUGGUACACUGGUUUCAGAUAAUCCGCAAUAGGAACUUCCAGUUCUACGAUGACGAGAUAUAUGCACCAUUCAGCAUCGUGGCAAGUGAGCGAUUCUACAAGCCAGUCAAGUAUCCCACGAAGAAUAUCAAAACGCCAAUUGUCUUGUUGUACGGCGGCAGCGAUAGCCUUGUCGAUAUCGAUGUGAUGCAGAAAGAACUUCCGCGUGGAACAACGGCCAAGAUAAUUACGAAGUACGAGCACUUGGAUUUUCUCUGGGCCAGUGAUGUGUCCGAGUUGGUUUUUGGCCAUGUGUUCGAAGCUCUGGAUCGAUAUGGCCCCACAAAAAGGCUUCCGGAUGGGAGUGUUAAUGGGCUUAUCAAUGGCGCCUGA
Molecule: messenger RNA, 1398 nt
Organism: Aspergillus nidulans FGSC A4
Lineage: Eukaryota; Fungi; Ascomycota; Eurotiomycetes; Eurotiales; Aspergillaceae
Product: sterol esterase
Exons: 2
Coding region: 1-1398 (465 amino acids)
Biological process (GO): lipid metabolic process
Cellular component (GO): vacuole; membrane
Source: RefSeq, a predicted model, not a curated record